This is a messenger RNA of Ochotona curzoniae (black-lipped pika), 1665 nucleotides long. It is a transcript of the gene GCSAM, whose product is annotated as germinal center associated signaling and motility. The transcript has 6 exons. Bases 117 to 653 code for a protein of 178 amino acids. Lineage: Eukaryota; Metazoa; Chordata; Mammalia; Lagomorpha; Ochotonidae. Gene Ontology annotation, biological process: regulation of B cell receptor signaling pathway; negative regulation of lymphocyte migration. The record is from RefSeq and is a predicted model, not a curated record.
CAGAGCCACACAGUGCCUUCUCUAAGUCAAGAGCGAACUUUUCUGGCAGAGCCCACGCACCAGAGGGAAGUGGUCAAAGCCAUAAAAGGACAGAGUGGAAAGCACAAGGACCGAGGAUGGGGAACUUUCCACAGAGGGAAAGCAGGUGGCAGCAGGACACUCAAGAGAUGCCUUGGAACCUCAAAAUCCAAAAUGUCAAACAGAGAGCAUCCAGAUGCUGGAAUCGCCAUUUCAAUGAAGGGUGUUUCUGCCUUCCUUGGAAAACAAUAAGCCUUUUUAAAGCAAGACGAGAUUCACACAAGGAAAAUGAAGGAAUGUCAUCAGCUCCCAGCCAGGAGAACGCUGAGCAGCACUACUCGGAGGAGCUGUGCUAUAUCCUCAUCAAUCACAGAGUCUUUGGGGAAAGGCCAGCGAGCAGCUCCACGGAGGAGUACUAUGAGAAUGUUUCCCAGAAGCCUGCGAAGCCUUGCGAGUUCUCGGAAGGAACUGAGACUGAGUACUCGCUUCUUCGUGUGGCCCCCACCCCGAGGCCCCCACCUUCCCCGGAGGACGAAUAUGAACUUCUGGUGCCCAGCAGAAACUUCUCUCACUUCCCACAACAACCACACUCUUGUAGGGUCCCUUUGGAGGUGUCCUUUUCCUGUUCAGGAUGAAAAGUGAUCAAGUUGGCCUUUGAACCAGUACUAGCAGAACUGCAGGGGGGAGCUGCAUGAAGCAAGCAUGGGGCUCAAGGCUUGCUUCCCACAGAGCAUGAUUUGCAAGCCCUCGUAUGCCACCCAGUAUCCCACACCCACAGUUCAACCAGACAUCCUAACUCUGCUGUUUUGAGAAAGCAAUCACCUAUCUUUGGUUUCAAGUGGGACUGGAAGUGCUUGGUGCAGAGAAAGGCUCCCUGACCCAGUCCUUCUCUUCUGAUAGAGUUCUUUAAGAAGACCCCACAGCUACUCUCUGAAGUUGUCAAGAAAACUCAUCAUGCAAAAUGUACCCAAGUGGGGACUCACUCAUUAUGCAGACCUUCCAGCCCAGCCCUGCAGUGAGCUCCAUGCUUUCCAUGGUGUAUUUUAACUCAUCAGCCCUCAAUUACACAAACUGAUUUAGGAGGUGCUUUUCAGCUUUUUAUGUAGUUGUAGCACACAUAUUUUUUUCUAUUUCACACUUCUCCUUAUGAAUCUAAGAUAAUCAUAACACCCAAGAACAGAGCAUAUAGAUCUUUUGAGAUUCUUUCAUUUUACUGUCCUGACGCAAAAAGUAUUAUUUUCCCAGAGAUCUAGAAAAAAUAUUUGUAUAACAUUAUCCAGAUUUUUCUGGCUUUCAAUUUGAUGUUCCUAUGAUUUACUACAUAGAAGAUCCUCUAGUAUUUAGUAAAUGCCUGUGCUGAAUGAUAUUGUAUGUAAACUGUCAUCAUGGGAAGAGCAGUACACACACACAUAGAUUCACACUCUAAUGAGUGCUUUUCUAUGUGCCUAGAUUAUGCAGCUCUUUUAAUCUUUUCUUUAGUGUUCCUUGGAUUCUGUCUAUCCCUUACACCAGUGGUCAGCAAAGUAUGGCCCCUAGUCCAGUCUGAAGCACCACUCAAUUUUAUAAAGUUGUAUUGAAGCACUGCCUUUGAUUUGAUAACAUGUUACCUGUGUUUACUCAGCUAUGAAAGCUGAGCAAUUGUGACGC